This is a messenger RNA of Microplitis mediator, 2531 nucleotides long. It is a transcript of the gene Cog7, whose product is annotated as conserved oligomeric Golgi complex subunit 7. Gene Ontology annotation, biological process: intracellular protein transport; Golgi organization; retrograde vesicle-mediated transport, Golgi to endoplasmic reticulum. The coding region runs from base 190 to 2505 and encodes 771 amino acids. Gene Ontology annotation, cellular component: COG complex. The record is from RefSeq and is a predicted model, not a curated record. The transcript is spliced from 6 exons. NCBI's taxonomy places the organism in Eukaryota, Metazoa, Arthropoda, Insecta, Hymenoptera, Braconidae.
CGUUGUUUUGUUUUCACUUUUCUGGGUGUAUUUCUGAAAUAAAUAAACACUGAAAUUUUCUUACUUAUAAAGACUCGAUUUAAUUUUCAAAAAACGUUCGUUGUUGGUUACAAAAAAAUUUGAAAUUAUCCCGAAAAUUACCAAUUAAAAUAAUUUUAAUUGAAUUAUUUAAUUGAAAUUACAUCGCAAAUGGAUAUAACAGCAUUUUCGAACGAUGAUUUUAAUAUCAAAGAUUGGAUUAAUAAAAUUCUUGAGUCUUUGGACUCACAAAAUGACAAAGACGCAUAUGUUGGAUCGCUGAUCAUGAAAUUGCAAUUAUAUGUACAGCAAGUUAACGGUAAUAUUGAGGAUAUAAGUCAAUCGGUAUUAGGAAGUUUGCCAAGAAUAUUUCGGGAAACUCAAUUAUUACAACAGGAAGCUGUUGCCUUAAAAGAUAAAAUGUCUGUUGUAAAAGAUGAAAUCGCUAAGAUUGAAAAAGAUACGUCAUUAUCAAUAAAUUCAUUAGCAAAAAUAGAUAAAAUAAAAUGCGAUCUAGAAAAAGCGAAACAAAGUUUGCAUGAAGCUGACAAUUGGUCUGUUCUGGCAAAUGAAGUUGAAGAAAGUUUUGAAACAGGAGAUAUCGAAAUGAUUUCAAAAAAAAUAUUCAGUAUGCAAAAGUCAUUAAGUAUGUUAACAAACACGAUUGAUUAUGAAGAAAAAAAAUUACAAUUAGAAGGCUUGAAAAAUCGACUUGAAGCUAUUGCUAGUCCGCAAUUAGUCCAAGCAUUUACAACACGUAAUUUAGAACAAUCAAAAUUAUACGUGACUAUAUUCAAUCAAAUAUCACGUCUUGACCAAUUAGAAAAAUACUACAAGAAUUGCACCCGCGUUAAUUUAACCUCCGAGUGGCAAAAGAUAACAACAAACUCCGAAGAUCCAUUCCCCCAGCACCUGAUGUUAUUUUUCGACAAAUUACUCACAACAUUUCCCGAACAAUCUAAAACAACGGCAUCAUUGUUCGUAUCCCCACUCUCUACUUUCCCUGAACGUACGUCCGAGUCUCGUUCCGACCAAUCGCGCUCCGUACCCCCACUCUCGAUUCCCCCAGAUUCAAAUUCUCCCGCCAUAAAUUCCGAUCCCAGCAAAAUAACUCUAACCUUAGAAAUUUAUACCGAAUUACUAUCGACUCUAUCUCCGACUUUCGAAAACCAGAUAUCGAUUUAUUUACGCCAGUAUCCUCCCGCCGAGCAAUUAAUUCCAUUAAUAAAUAUAAAAACAAUAUUUGACAAUUUUUCCAUAAAUUUAUCCCACUUACUUGACAACAUAACCUCAAAAAAUUCAAAAUUACCCACAUUACCCCUCGCAAAGUCAAUUUACUCCCCCCUAGUGACAUUUAUAUCAAAAUACACGACUUACGAGACCGCAUACUUGAACCAACAGCUGAUUAAUCUUCAAUUAACGCCAUCUACAAGUGAUCUAAGUGAAUUAAUACAUGAAUUAUCACUUAGUAUUCCAAAAAUAUAUGAAAUUAUUAAUGGCAGUAUAAAAAGAUGCGUUAAUUUAACAAACUGCUGUGGUUACAAUCAAUUAAUAAUGUCAUUAAACAAUUUGUUAAUCAAUUAUUUGAUUAAUUACACAAAUUGUUUGUCAUUAAUAAGUCAAAUUAAGUCGAAAACCGAAAAUUGGAAUUUAUUUCAACAAUGUCUUACAUUAAUGCAAAUAAUUGGUAACUUACAAUUAACAAUUAAUGACAUUAAUCGUCAAUUAAUCACUACCUUUAAUGAUUACAAUAAUAAACUUAUAAAUAACAACAAUAAUUUCACAAAAUAUCAUCUAUUGCUGAUUAAUAAUUCCGAUAAAUCGUUAAAAGAAUUCAUUAAUACGAUUAAUGAUGAUAUAUUUAAUGAUAUUAAUAAUCGGAUUAAUCAGCUGUGUUUAAAAUUAUACAAAGUAACUUAUGAGGUUGUUUUUACGCCAAUUUACACGCAAUUAUUGGUCAUCAAAAGUUUAAAAUGGUCGAAGAACGACAAUAUUGACGUUAAUGAGGUUAAUGAAUCAUUAAUCGAUUUACCGGAUUACAGUUUUAUACCCCAAGAAUUUAUAACGUUAAUUGGCCAGUAUUUGAUGACUUUGCCGCAACAUUUAGAGCCAUUUUUGUUGACGGACAACCCGAGCUUGAAUUACGCACUCAAAAUGGCCGAUGACAAGUUCAAUCAUUUGGAGGGUGGGAGUGGGGGAUUUACGGGAAUUUUAUUGGGAAUUGUUGCCAAAGACGCGUGUCAGAUGUUUUUUGACCAAAUUUUGGGAAUUCGGGAGCUAGAUGCCAAAGGCUGUAAGCAAUUGGCGGUAGACAUUGACUACCUGGGGAACAUUUUUGAAGAAUUGGGACUCAAGUUGACGGACAAUUUACAAGCGGUGGCAGCACUGCUGAGACUGGGAGCUGACGAUUAUUUAGAAGGAAGUGUAGGUUACAAUCCGCGGAUUGUCGCUGCUGUCAGACAGAUGAGAAAUAUCCCUUCGGGGUAAAUUAUUUUUUUUAUUGUAUUAUUUAU